AUGAGCUCGCCCAAGUCCGCGGCAGAAGGCCUCACGAGCGACAGAGAAGCCCAGCCCACCACCACCCCGACGCUCUACUUCGCCUACGGCUCCAACCUCUCACCCACACAGAUGCAGUCCCGGUGCCCGGGCUCCGUCCCGCUGGGCCUGGCUCGGCUGCGCGGGUGGUCGUGGCUGAUCAACGCACGGGGCUACGCCAACAUCGUGCGCGCUCCUGCACCUUCAUCGUCGUCUCCACCUUCCCCUUCACCAGCAACACCGGCACCAACGACAACAACAGUCCGAGGGAAAAGCCCCAGCGGUGGCGAAGACGCCACCGACGAGCCGCUCGUCUACGGGCUGCUGUACCGGCUCGCCCCGCGCGACGAGGCGACGCUGGACGUGUGCGAGGGCGUGCCGUGGGCGUACCAGCGGGCGUUCGUGGACGUGACGCCGCUGCUGCUGGAGGAGGAGGGAAAAGAAAACGGCCGCCCCAUGAGCGAGACAGCGGCAGCGCCGGUCCGGGCCCUGGUGUACGUGGACGGCGCCAACGUGACGCCCGGGCGCGCGCGCGACGAGUACGUGGGCCGCAUGAACCGCGGCAUCCGGGAGGCGGGCGAGCGGUGGGGGCUCGAUGCCGCGUACGUCGAGGCGGUGAUGCGGCGGUUCAUACCCGGAGAUGGGCAGACAGCAGAGAAAAGGGGCAAAGGGGGUGGGGUGGGUUGA
Neoarthrinium moseri is the source of this 705-nucleotide messenger RNA. RefSeq lists its product as uncharacterized. Lineage: Eukaryota; Fungi; Ascomycota; Sordariomycetes; Amphisphaeriales; Apiosporaceae. The transcript has a single exon. The coding region runs from base 1 to 705 and encodes 234 amino acids. The record is from RefSeq and is a predicted model, not a curated record. Gene Ontology annotation, molecular function: gamma-glutamylcyclotransferase activity.